GUCUCAAAAUACGUCCAGGAGGCCGUUACAAAACCGACCGACCAAAAUUUGACAGGCCCGUUCGGCGAUUCCUCACAUGGAUUUAUGACCGACACAGUAUGGUAUCGAUGCAUAAAAAGUUAAGUUGACUCGCGCACUGAGGGGCACCGCACCGCACAACACUGCACUUACAGGAAUGGGUGCGUGCGUGUUUCAGAUAGCUCACUAAAGCGCCUGCCGAAUGACUCUAAAAACACCUCCGUCCGUGGCACUGCUACAGAGACGACGUAGGAACCUCUUUAUACACAACGACGUUACAUAGGUAUGGAAAAACAGGAACCGAAGGAGCCCGAGGUCCAACCGUGCGCUGAGCAGACAGAUUGCCUCUCAUUAAUAAUAAGCGGCGAGGAGGAGACGAUAGAAGACCAGACGGACUUUGGAGUUCCUUUGGGAGGUGAGGAUGGCAUCACUAACGGCCACAGUCGAGAGGAGGAGGACGAGGAGACAGGGAUCCCCUCAGGUUCAGCGCACACCUCCUACUGGAGUGUCAGCGAAGACCCCGAUGCCCCUUUCCUCCUGUCCCCCAUGCCUGGCCCCUCUCAGCUCAGAUCCACCCCACCAUCACCGUUGGCCUCGCCGCCGCUGCCGCCUCCGGCCCGACCCGAACGGGCCUCGCGUCCAGGCCUGAGCCGCAUCCCAGGCCGCGACCACCGGCGCUACUACCACGAGUACUGGCGCAGCGAGUACCUGAUGGACUUCGACCCGCGGCGGCACGGCAUGAUCUGCAUGGUGUGCGGCAGCUCGUUGGCCACGCUCAAGCUGAGCACCAUCAAGCGACACAUCCGGCAGAAGCACCCGGACUCGCUGCUCUGGAGCGCCGCCGACAAGGAGCUCAUCCGGCAGGGCUGGGAGAGCCACCUUGGCCUGGAGGCCAGACAGAGGCCGUUCGGAUCGGGUGGAGGAGGGAGAGAUGGAGGAGAAGAAGAUGGAGAUGGAGGAGAAGGCGCAGUGACAAUAGCAGCGGCCGAGGAGAUGCUGGACUGUGCCCGGCGCUCGACAGGUAAACCUGUUGUUUUGACCCCCAAAAGGACGCCGCCGUCAGGCAACAGCAGCUGCAGUGCGGUGGCCCCUGCCUCUCCCCCUUCCUCCGGCCCAGUCAGUGAGGACUUCCAGAUGCCCUCGGCCCAGACGCUGGAGCGCUACCUGAACGACUCGCUGCACGCCUGGUUCCGGCAGGAGUUCCUGAUGGAGUACCAGGCGGAGGCGGGCCGGCUGGUGUGCAUGGUGUGCGGCAGCGCGCUGCCCUCGCUCCACCUGGAGCACAUCAAGAGCCACGUGCUGGAGCUCCACCCCAACUCACUGGUGUACAGCUCUGAAGAGAAGCACUGCAUCCUGCAGAGCUGGGCACAGACCCACGAAUCGCAGUCCAGCCCACUGCCAGAUUUUUUCAAGAUAGAGUCCGACGCCAAAGACCCCACCAACUCCACUCCCCCUGUAGACCCGGCCGGCGGCUGCAUGGACUUCCUCCCGCAGAACGUCGACGUCAGCGGUGUCCUCCUCACCCCCAUCCCCGCCGACAUGACGCCUCACGAGGUGGACAACAACAACAACAACAACAACAGCGGCAGCAGCAGCAGCAGCCACAACAGCAACAGCAACAUGUCCUCCCCAUCUCCCUCUCUCCCUCCACCACCUCCACCUCCAGUUCCACCUCCGCCUCCGCCCCUGCACCACCCCCCUCUGUGCCCCCCGGCCCGGAAGCGGCGCCUGCGAGACGGGUUUCCGUGGCGCCUGCGGCUGGACUACAUGGUGGCGUACGGGCCGCAGGGCGCCGGCUGCUACUGCAUGGUGUGCUGGCAGGAGCUGCCCGCCGCCAAGGUCAGCGGCUUCCGCCAGCACAUCCAGGAGAGCCACCCGGAGACCACGCGCCUUAGCCGCCGCGAGAGGGAGCAGGUGGCUGAUGCCUGGGUGCGUGACGCACCCUCGGGAGGGUCGAGGGGAGACGGGACAGCUGGGUCUCCGGGAGACAUCAUCACCUUGCCCAUAUCAGAUGGACUGGACAGCCAGACAUCUCCCAAGAAGAGCAGUGGACAGACCAAAUCAAAGCAUCAGGACACCAUCAGCUCUAAGGGCUCUGCCAAAAACGGGCCUGCGUCCAGUGACCCGGCUCUGGCGUCGUCCUCGGGGCGUCACCACGGCCACUAUCCAGGCAAAGACCAGCGGCGGAACUACCAGUCGCGCUGGCGCACCGAGUACCUGAUGGACUACGACGGCCGGCGGCACGGGCUCAUCUGCAUGGUGUGCGGCGCCACGCUGGCCACGCUCAAGGUGAGCACCAUCAAACGCCACAUCCAGCAGGUGCACCCGGCCUCGCUGGCCUACGGGCCGGACGAGCGACAGCGCGCCCUGCAGGCCUACGGCCACACCGCGGCGCCGACGCUGCACUACGCGCCGAACGACGCCACCGAUGACGACUGCUUCUCCGCUCAGGACCACGAGGCCGCAUCGGGCCUGUUUGUCACUUAACCCCCGGGGGGAAAAAGAGAGAGAAGGGGGAAGAGGAGAAUGUGUUUACACUGAGGACGAUAGGUUUCAUUCUCGCGGUUUCUCUCUUUCUUUCACUUUUUUCCUCCUUCCGUGUAGAUGUAUGACUGUAGCUUGUGGCCAGUGAUGUUCGGCUCAUCACUGAAUGAAAAGAAAGAAAGAACGAUAGAAAAAAGGGGAGGAUGUGUGUUGCUCUGGUGCUCCUUCACACUCUCUCCUCUUUCACUUUGACUUUGUCCUUUUGUUUCUCUUGUUUUCUCAGGAAAUGGGAAUGAAAGGCUGAUAUUUUCAAGGCUGUUGCAAAAUGCUUUAGUGAUAUUUUUUUUUUCUGUAGAGCACUUUUUUACCCCCUUAACACAUGCACGUUACAAAGGAGCAAUUGUGAACAGAAACUUCACGUGAUAAAUACCACUUAAAUUACAGAUACAUACAGCCUCAUUUAUGAUCUCGUGAUCCUUCAAAGGAGAUCUUAUUGGUAAAUGUGCUGUUUGGUCAACUCUUUCCUUCCCCAACUAACUGAACUAAACUUAAGAAAUUUUGCAUGAAAGUGGCAUUGGACAACCGUCUACUUAAAAAAUAGUACUUUUCUGUUAGGAAAAUGUUUUGAUUUGGACUGCACUUUCUUAUUAUCCUCAGCGUAAAGAAAAAUUACACUGAGGGAAAAAAAAAAACGUUCCAUGCUUUGGACAUAAAGGUAUGAUUUUUUUUACAAGCACUUUUAUGCAAUGCUAUUUGUACACCAACAAGGUUUGUAGAAAAAAAUGCCCUUUUUGUACGGACACUCAGUGGAGAGAGAGUGUGUGUGAGUGUGUAUGUAUGUGGAUACAAAGAUUACACUACAUAUUCCAUUUUGCAUGGAGGUCAUUGGUCAUGCAUGGUUAAUGGAAAGCAUGUUUCUUAUCUGUCAGAGCCAAGGUUGCCUGGGGCUGGUCUCUAAAGCUGGCAUCCAAGGUGGCACUAAACAGCUCACACAUGCCUUCAUGAAGGUGAUCAUCUGUGUGAAUGCAUUGGCUAAAUUAUGGACUAUAAAACAUGUUUCUUUCUUCCUUGUGUUGUUUCACAUUCCAUGCAGUCCAUAUAUGGAUGACCUUGAGAGGGCAGAACAGUUUGGAAUAGGUCCGUGAGUUGUAAUGACCUCCCGCUCAUGCCAAAUUGUUUCGGAUCUGAAGAACCUGACCUAUGUCUUAAGACCCUGGUUAAUGGGUCGCUUGGGCCUCUUAAAGAGCUAAGGUAGCCAUUCCGUUUUACAGGUAUUGGUUAAGCACACCGGUAACAUCUCAUUUGUGGCUUGAUUCCACCGUACUGUAUCUGUAUCUGAGAGUUAUGACUUGUGGGAGUGUCUCUUGGUCAAUUCCCCUGGUCUGAGUGCACUUCAGGUGACUGCACUGGCUGCAGGUUACUCACGGCUCAAAGAUGACCACAAAUAAGAGGGAGCUGGAGAGUCAAGGUUUCCAGAAAUUCCUAAGAGGGCUUUUGGAGGCAGAGCAGCUUAACAGCACAGCCUGAAGCCCCAAGGUGGAACACAACCUCCAGCAGGGCCGAUCCAAUCAAGAUUUUAAAUCUCCACAACGUUGUAUUUGUACAGUACCAUUCCAAAACAGAAUCCUUUGUGUCAGAUUAUUUAGCCAAUGUCAAAGUUUCAUGAAGCUAUUGUAGAAUUCUAGGGUAUUCUCACUGUAUUCUGAUGUGUCCAUAUGUUACUUCUGUGUGUAGUGUAUAACGGACAGAGGUCCAUACCAUUGUAUAAAACCUUGUUUAGUACCAAAAGCCUGACCAGAUGUGGACACUAAGGGAGGCUUAGGCCUAUAUCACAAGCACAUAGGCUUUGACAUGUUGGUAAUAGGUUAUAUACAAUGGACCUCUCCCCAUAGGAGUAUUAUGAACACAUCAGAAUACAGUGAGAAUACCCCAGAGUUCUACACUAUGAAGCUUACCGCUCUCAGUGAGUUGUGCUGUAUGUGUAAAAGGUCACCUCCUGGUUUGUGACAGCUUCUUAAUUGAAAGGGGGCAGCUGAUUACAUUGGUGGCUUUGACAGCUGGAAACGUUUUUCACUGACUAAACAAGGGCAAAGCUUUUUCAUAUCUAGAAAAAGUGACACGUUAUCUCAAAGGGUGUUUUUCGACCAUGAUAAUCGUUUAUGGACUUCAACCGAACUUGUAAUUCAUUUGUUCCAAGUGUCCACAGCACGUUUCUGUAAAGGCUGUGAGGC
Alosa alosa (allis shad) is the source of this 4733-nucleotide messenger RNA. It is a transcript of the gene zfta, whose product is annotated as zinc finger translocation associated. The transcript is spliced from 5 exons. Gene Ontology annotation, biological process: negative regulation of DNA-templated transcription. The record is from RefSeq and is a predicted model, not a curated record. NCBI's taxonomy places the organism in Eukaryota, Metazoa, Chordata, Actinopteri, Clupeiformes, Clupeidae. The coding region runs from base 304 to 2505 and encodes 733 amino acids.